Molecule: messenger RNA, 3786 nt
Organism: Ixodes scapularis (black-legged tick)
Lineage: Eukaryota; Metazoa; Arthropoda; Arachnida; Ixodida; Ixodidae
Exons: 19
Coding region: 180-3221 (1013 amino acids)
Biological process (GO): protein deubiquitination
Molecular function (GO): cysteine-type deubiquitinase activity
Source: RefSeq, a predicted model, not a curated record
GACACCGACCCGAGGAGAAGAGUACGCGGUGGAAUGAAAGGCGCGCUUCUGUUUGUGUGUGUUCUUAGCGAGCGUUGUAGCCGUAUUUUCCCCGGCGUCGCGGUGAUUUCCCACGACAACUGAUCUGAUGCGGGAUCCGGGAGCAGCGAGCCGUCAUCUAGGUAGCCUCUUUUAAUGGUAUGGACUUGUCUGUCCCGUCGACGUCAGCCUCCAGCGACAGCCUGAUCUCGUGCGAGCCUUCCUCCGCCGUCUCCUCCAAGGCCCUCAUUGAAUGCAUCCGGUUGCGACCACUCUUCUGCAGCCUGUCGCCUGAGACGGAGCGGGGGGCGGACCUGCCCCUGAGCGGCCCCGCCAGCAGCAGCAGCGGGAGCGAGGAGAUGGGCCUGCCCGAGCCCUGGCCCCCUGAGCAGGAGGGGGGGGCCCGCAUGGGGGGCCCAGACCUGGUGGCACCGCCCCCGCCUUUCUCCUCCCCGGUGCACUCGGCCCUCUUCACGGCCUCGGACGAGCUGCUGCACGACGUCAAGGCGGCAGCGGGGAAGGCGGCGCUUUGCGAGGCCCUGUCUGACGUGCCCCGCCCCGACCGCCUUCCAGCGCCGGAGUCCUCGCUGCCUGGGGUGUGCGGCCUGCGCAACCUGGGCAACACGUGCUUCAUGAACGCGGGGCUGCAGUGCCUGCUGAGCAACGGCCCGCUGGUGCGCUUCUUCCUGCCCGGCGGGGAAGGGGCCCGGGCGGGGGUGGGCCGGGACUCUCUCACGGCUCGCCUGGCCUCCCUUGUGGGCCAGGUGUGGAGCGGGGCCUACGCCUGCCUGCGGCCGGCCCUCUUCAAGGAGGCCCUGGGGGCCUCCUGCCCGCAGUUCAGGGACUGCAGACAGCAUGACUGCCAGGAGUUUCUGACCCUGCUCCUUGACACCCUGCAUGAACAAACAAAUCGGGCCGGCUGCACCAGCCCCGGAGUAGAGGACACUGGCUCCCCCCAGGGCAGCGACUCUGCAGGCUCCUGGGACAACAACCUGAGCUUCAGGCUGCGUCCCUUCCCCGAGGAGGUGCAGCCGUUGUGCGAGAGCAAGUAUUCUGAGGCAGAGGAGAGUGCAGUUGUUGUGGAGACAGCUGUGGGAGGGGACAGCCCGGCCACCACAGCCGCCGUGGCGGUGGCCGCCAUUGGCCGACGUCGCAUGCUGCCCUCCCUCGAAGACCUCGCCAAGGAUAGCAAGGGCCCCAGUCUGGUUGCACGUGCCCCGGAGGAAGGGGAUGUGUCCUGUCCCCGGGAAGGAGGGCGUGUCCUGCGAUGCGGGGGAGGAGGCGCUCGCGUGCGGGGUGCAUCGCCCGACGGAGGCUCUUCCCCCAAGAGGCCCCGCCUCUCCUGCGGGCCCUGGGAGUCCCGGCAGGGCCUACUGGGAGGGGCCAGGGAGGAGCUGUGCGCCCAGCAGGCCUGGGCCCAGUACGCCGCCCGCAACCAGUCCGUCGUUGUGGACACCUUCCAGGGGCAGUUCCAGAGCACAGUAGUGUGUUCCGAGUGUGGGCACGUCUCGGUGACCUACGAGCCCUUCAUGUACCUGCCCGUGCCGCUGCCCCAUGCCAUGGAGAGGCAGAUCGUGGUGACGUACGUACCCCUGGGUGCCGGAGUGCCCACCCGCUACCUGGUGCGGGUGCCUAAGCAGGAGAGGGUGUCCCGGCUUAGCCAGGCCCUGGAGGAGAUGAUGGAGGAGAAGCCGCCCCACGGGGUGGCCCUGGCCGAGGUGGCAGACUGCCUCGUCCACAGGGUGCUGGACGGCGACAUGGCGGUCCGUUGCGUCGGAGACAACGACCGUGCAGUGUAUGCCUUUGCCCUGGGUCCCCCCGAGGACCCGCCCCCCUGCGAGGGGGAGGAGGGAGGGACGGGGCCCGGAGCCAGCCAGGGGACGGAGCCCGCACUGGGCCUGCCCCCGCACCGUGCCUGGCACUCGUGCGCCAUCUGCCUGGAGGACAUGGCGGACGACCACCUGCAUGUGCACCCUUCGUGCCGCUGCCUGCUCUGCCGCAACUGCGUCGAGAUUUCUUGCAAGCACUAUGGGAGUGAUUCAUUAAUAUGUCCGGUCUGUAACUUGCCCGUGAAAGCUGAAGAUGAGUUUAUACCCGUGACCAGGAUGAGUGACCACAAGUUCAGGUCGAGGCCCGUGACGGUUGCCCUGCUGUUCUGCCAAGAGGGCAGCGCCCCCUGGAGGCUCCCCGCACUGCUUAGGGUGGCCUGCCACAGCCAAGCCGGAGACCUGUACGCGGCGGCCGGCGCCCACCUGCCCCCAGGUGCGUGCUACUGGCUGUGCCUAGUGGACUCAUCAGGGCGCCGGUGUUCGCGGUGUCCGGGCCGUUGCCCCGGGUGCGAGGUGGCGCGUGCAGGGGAGGUGUGCCUGCAGCCGGGAGACUGCCUGGCGCUGCGCCGACCUCCCGACGAAGCCCCGCCCCUGGAGGCGGGACCGGAGGCGGAGCAUGGCGGCCCCUCCCUGCCUGUCGUGGACCACUCCUCCAUGGGGAAGCUGAGGCCCUCUGGGAGCGGGGGGGCACUCACCCUCUACGACUGCCUCAGGGCGUUCAGUGAGAGCGAGACGCUGGACGAGCAGAACCCCUGGUUUUGCCCGACGUGCUGCGGAAACAAGAGGGCUCGCAAAACGCUCUCCGUCUGGCGCUCCCCCGACACCCUCAUGGUCUACCUGAAGAGGUUUGUGUUUCACGAGUACUCUGGCAGCAAGGUGGACGACCGUGUGGAGUUUCCCCUGGAGGGCCUGGACCUGGGGCCCUUUGUAUCGGGGCCCUGCCCCGGGGGAUCCUGUCUCUACGACCUGCACGCCUACAUCUGCCACUUCGGAGGGGUGAACUGUGGCCACUACACGGCGUACACGCGCCACUGGUCGUCCGGGGAGUGGUACCACUACAACGACGAGGCAGCCUGCAAGCAGGCGCCACGCCAAGAGGACCACGCCAACGCGUACAUCCUGUUCUACCAGCGGAGGGGUACAGGGUCCUUGUCCGGCUUCCCUGCGGGCGGGGCAGGCGGCAUCAAGGGCCGCUGCGUCUCUCCAGACCAGUGCCCGAGGUCGCCCGACGAUGGCUCCUCCGCGGCCGCCAUUGCCCGGCCAGAAGCGGACAGCAUGCAACGGUGCCAGACGGAUGCGAGGAAGAGCCCGUCUGCUCGUCGCAAGGGAGGGGCCCAGUCGAUAGCGGCAGCACCGCCUCCUGGAAACGCCUAACACACCUUGUGAAACUUCCCAGACGCCCGUUGAAGUAAAAAAAAAAAAAAAUUGCACUGUAGCCGGACAUUGAAUCUGGCACAGCUAGAAAGGGAGCACCACUUGCCAUCUUGGCGGCCUCGUCCAAGUUGUCACAGGCCAGGAUCUUAAGCUUGCUGGUGGCAAUCAGGGCCUUGGCUUCGUCCACCUGCGUCCCUGCUCACGCAAGCAACAACGGAAAUCUCGUCACAUGAUGCACACGGACACUUCGGUUUCUCCCAGUCGCCCUCAUGUGAUUCUUCUUGCCUUGCAUUGUGUCGCGUGCACAUGCAUACUGUCAAGGUGCGGAGCAGUAAAGGCCCUCCUUUUUUUUUCUUUUUCCCUUUUUUUUUUUCUCUAUCACUGAGGUGCAGUCGGUUGUGUCAAGGCACGCGACCUGCUCCUGCACUUUUUUUGCCAAGACCGGAUCAAACUGCAUCGCUCCCUCACAUCGGAAGAGUUUGUUCGUUGCCCAACUUUACUUCUCGUUUUUUUUCUUUACUGCAUUGUACCUUUGUUUGAAGAAAAAAAAAAAGGUUGUUCUGAU